UGCUGCCUGCGUUCCUCUCCAAGGAUGAUAAGGCGCAUGGAUGCACUCGUCCCAGACCUCGUCCCAGAAAUGUGAUAAUACUAACUUCAUUUUCUCCAACGACCUAUAAUCUGAUCUCCGUCUGCGUUUUUUCCCUCUCCCCCGUUUGUGUUUGUGCGCGUGUGUGUGUGGAUUGUGUUCAUCUUUAACCUGCCAUCACUGUAGCCCCCCGCGUUGCGUUGGCGCUGCGGAAUAGCCUACAAGAACAAGAGCCAGCUCACAGCCGUGGAAACAAGCGGAUCAAUUUAGGGAAGAGAAAAGGAGAGAUAGACAGCGAGGUUUGGAAAACUGGCAAUCUGAAGAAGGGACAAGUAGAGAGAAAACAUCGACCAUACGCCGCUGAAACAUUAAGUGAGAAGCAACAGCCUCCACAGAGACAACACUUUGAAGAGCAUACCGUGCCCACAAUUUGCUUUCUAUUCUAGAAAUUGUCAUGGGAACAAAAGAUACAGAAUUCCCUAAAAUGACUUGUUGAAAAGGAAAAGGUGUUUGAUAUUCUAAGAAGUAUGAGCAAAGUAAAAUAAGAAUCUAUUAAUGAUAAAUAGUCUUAAAUAUAUAUCAUAACACUUUUCCCUCUCCCUAUUUUUAAAGUGAUUGCUUGAAGGAGAGAAAAACAACAACAGAAUAGCAGCUUAAGAUAUGAACAUAAAGAUAAGCACUUAAGGUCUCCUGUUUGGAGGUGACUUAUCAACUUCAUAGCAAUAGGGGCGGGUCAUGACUCAGUUGCCAUGCGUGUUGUCAUGGUGACCAGCCCCUGUUCCCCUUCCCCCCUCCUCUGGUUGGUCCAGAUUCUGUUGUGGUUUCACAACCAUGGACCCCAGCUGACAGAGGCAGGACCCGCCUGCCCCAACCCUUGUACGUGCUCCAAUCAGGCGAGCCGUGUCAUCUGUACCAGGAAGAGUUUAGAGCAAGUCCCGGAAAGUAUUUCAGAGAACACAAGAUACCUCAAUCUACAAGAGAACACUAUUCAGGUGAUCAAGUCUGACACGUUUAAGCACCUGCGGCAUCUGGAAAUCCUCCAGCUUUCGAAGAACCACAUCCGGCAGAUUGAGGUGGGAGCUUUCAAUGGCCUUCCCAACCUCAACACGCUGGAGCUUUUUGACAACCGUCUCACAGUGGUACCGUCACAAGCCUUUGAGUACCUCAGCAAGCUAAGGGAAUUAUGGCUACGGAACAACCCCAUCGAGACACUGCCGGCCUUUGCCUUUCACCGUGUUCCCUCUUUACGCCGUCUCGAUCUAGGGGAACUCAGGAAACUGGAUUUCAUCUCGGAGGCGGCCUUCGAAGGUCUGGUCAACUUGCGCUUCUUGAAUCUUGGCAUGUGCGGCUUGAAGGAUAUCCCUAACCUCACUCCACUAGUGCGACUGGAGGAGUUGGAGCUGUCAGGGAACCAGCUGGGGAUAGUCAGGCCUGGAUCCUUCCAGGGCCUGGUGUCACUUCGCAAGCUGUGGCUUAUGCACUCCAGAGUGUCAGUCAUUGAACGCAAUGCCUUUGAUGACCUCAAAAACUUGGAGGAGCUCAACCUCUCCCACAAUUCCCUCCAUUCCCUGCCCCAUGACCUCUUCACCCCUUUGCACCAGUUGGAGAGGGUACAUCUCAACCACAACCCUUGGGUGUGCAACUGCGAUGUUCUGUGGCUCAGCUGGUGGCUGAAAGAGACUGUUCCCAGCAACACCACCUGUUGUGCUCGAUGCCAUGCACCCCCAGGUAUAAAAGGCAAAUACAUUGGGGAACUAGACCAGAGCCACUUCACCUGCUAUGCCCCAGUGAUUGUCGAGCCACCCACUGAUCUUAAUGUCACAGAGGGCAUGGCUGCUGAGCUGAAAUGUCGUACAGGAACCUCGAUGACCUCUGUGAAUUGGUUCACUCCAAAUGGCACCCUGAUGACCCACGGAUCGUACCGAGUGAGGAUCUCAGUGCUUCAUGACGGAACACUGAACUUCACCAACGUGACCGUGCAAGACACGGGGCAGUACACUUGCAUGGUGACCAACUCCGCCGGAAACACCACUGCAACCGCUGUGCUCAACGUGUCUGCUUCAGACCCCAGCAACGCCUACAGCUAUUUCACCACUGUCACCGUGGAAACAGUAGAUACAGUGAGAGAUCGAGAGGAGAACUCGGCAAGACAGGAUGUUAAUAUGACCUUCAUAGAAUUUCCUAAUCCUACGGGCCGAAGAGGGGUGUUAGAGGGCCGACCAGGAAUCACUAUACCGCCUUCUCUCUCCUCUCUUUCCUCACUGUCCCCACGAGCCAACAAAGGUCCUGAUAAUACUGUGACUGUGUCAAUAAUGGAUGUAACUAAUAUUCCAGGCUUGGAUGAUGUAAUGAAAACAACUAAGAUCAUCAUUGGUUGUUUCGUCGCAAUUACCUUUAUGGCAGCUGUAAUGUUGGUGGUCUUCUACAAACUCCGGAAGCAGCACCAGCUACACAAGCACCAUGGCCCCGCAAGAGCCAUAGAGAUUGUCAAUGUAGAAGAUGAGAUCGGAGCUGGGGCCGGGAGCGGCAUCUCAGGGGGUUCAACGAUGAAUUCUGGCAGCGGAGAAGGAACCCUAAGGAUACACCAUCAUCCUGAAAUAGUCAACCUCCCCAACAUUGGCCGUAGUGAUACUCUCAACCAUUACUACAAGACCCAUCAUUUCAACAACAACGUGAUGGGUCUCAGCAUUGGCUCCGACGGGAUGGGACAAGGAAUGAUGAUCAAUAGCAAGAACCAGCAAAUGCACGAUAUCCCCAUCUCCUGUACCUCAGUCCCAAUCUCUACCGCUAAUAUGCUCAGCUCAUCAGGAAAUGGCAACAACAUGAACCCUUGUUCUAUGUCUCCACCGCUGCCGAUGUCUCUCCCCAUGCCUACCAUGGGCUUACAUGGAUCGAUCAAGGGUUUCAUGGGCCAACACCAGAAUCCCCAAAUGGAGCCUCUCCUCUUCAAGGGGAACUCAAAGGAAAAUGUCCAAGAGACUCAGAUCUAAAAACAAAAGCGAGAGUUUAGAGAGAGAGUGAGCAAGACUGGGAGACAGAGAGGGGAUUGAUGUUGGGUUUAUUGCGCGGGAUGAUUAGACACUAGAGUGCAUUGACAUUACACCAGGAGAAAGGAUAGACUGACACGGCAAUACACCAACACAUAGACUUACCCGUGACAGUCUACUGAGCCAAGGAUUACCACAAUGGGCCACUUGUGUUUGUGGUAACGAUCAUGGCCAUGGAGAUCAAGGAAUGGACAUUGCUACAAUGUAAAUCUGUGCCAAAGCAAAUGUUUUUUGCAGUUUCUACAAGCUGUGUUCUCAUAUAGGGAAAACUAGCCUUUCAGAGAAAUAACUCCCAAAACCAUUGAUGGCCAGCAGAGAUGAAAGACAUUCACAGCCCUUGCCACACUGAAGAUCGGAGAUAUUACAGAACAAAAUCCAAGAGACAUUUUUCUUCCACAUUUAACACAAACCACACUCUCUCUCAAGUGACUCAACAGACUCCCUCAAGGUGACAAUUAUGUAGGCAUAAAUAGAUGGACAAAAAGGUACAGUGCAGUACAAACUACUGUGAAAAAUCCACAAAUUAUAUAAAUAUAUUUUCAUUUAAAUAUGUAUCAUUGCAGACUCCGAUGCAGAGAUAUUUUGGGGUGGAUGUAUAAGCUGGUAUAGUUUGUUUCUUUGUGGAUAAUCAGGGGCGGUGAUAGCGAAGGUUGGUUAUGAUACAUGUGUUAAGUUUGGCUACUUCUCAGAAACAUAAGGGCUCAAUUGCAACACUCAUUGUGAAUCUUUGAAUUGGCUUUGUGACAUAAAGUCAAUUUAGGUUGUAGAACAGUAAUUGCAGAUCUCUGUUUGACAAACUUUUUCUGUUGCUUCAGUAAUAAUCAUUACAAACUUUUGUGUUCUGAGAGUGUAUUAUGUAUUUUGUAAAAGCCAGCUACUUGGUAUUUGAAUUGAACAUUCUGAUACUGAAAUGCCAGCAUCAAAUAAUGGUUAAAAUAAUGUUCCAUAAAACACACAGAAAGGUAUUUGCGAAGAUCUGUUGGGUAAAAUAAAGUGUUGACAAUGUGUUAUUUGAACCAGAUCAGUAGCCAGAUAUUUGCUUUUAGACAGGAAUUUGAUAUGACCUCCUUGCUCAUGGUUACCAUAAUCAUGCCAUAAAAUGCUGUCAUAAGAUUAGGAUGAUGAUUAGACAUCUAUCUGCAGCAGCAUUCAAGAAGGGAUUAAACAUCCAUCUUAUGAUGAUUGGAAUGAAUGGAAAUGUACAGUAUAUUAAUAAUAAUAAUGUCUGGUUGUAUGACAAUUGUAAGAUCCACAUUUUUACAGUGUAACUUUCAUAUGUUAAAUGCCAUUUACGCUUCUUGCGUUUCAACUAUGUAUUUCUUUAUUUUUGUUAGUUUGAUAUAAUGUGUACAGUUGUCUAGCCAUGUAUCAUUACGUGUGAAAUAAAUCAAUCAUAUAUUGGGUCGUGGCGAGUCAAUAUGGCAACCACACGAUGAGGAGUGAGACAUUAUGCAGGCCUAUGUGCUAAACCUGGAUUGAAUGUAUGGUUUGUGGUUUAGCCAUGAGUCAUCCUGGUAAUAAUAGGUGCCAUCUGCACUAUUAACACGUUCAGACAGGCUUUUAGUCACUCGCCUAUAGACAUUACUGGUUUUUCAAAAUGAGUGUCUUUAACAGAAUUAUAUGAUGACUUAUUCUUAAUGUAGGCUCUUUUGUCUGAAAUUAGAUCUCGGUAUUUAUUCUCCCAUGGUGAGUCUUUCAUGUUAGUUUGUAAAUUGAAAGAACAUUUAAGGAAAGAAGGCCAUUAAAUAGAUCAUUUUUGAUAUUUACUCAGCAGGAAUCUAAAAUGUUUGUUGCAAUUGAGCACAAACUGGACAAGUAAUUCCAGAUUAAUGUACCUGAGAUAGUAUUAUGAGCAAAAUCAUAUCAACAAGGUUUUCGACUGUAAUCCAGCUCUGUGUGUGAUCGUGCUGUUUUUUUUCUGUUGCACCCCUCCCUCAGACCUGCAUAUAUUUAUAUAUAUAAAUAUAAACGGCGAGCUGUUUUAUGUGAGUUAUGAUGGUAUUUCUUAUCAGCAUUGAGCCCACACUUAUUGGAGUAAAUGGAACACUGAGGAACCAUAAUAAUAGUGAUAAUAAUAGUGAUGAUAAUGUGACGGUAUCAGAGAAAACACUCCCAGAUUGCACAGAGGUUAAUCCAUGAAAGGAACAUCUUCUGCAUCAAUGCACAUCACGUUCACCCUGUUUAUUGCCAAGCAUUCAAGCCAUCCUUAAAAAAAAAGUAUAGUUAUACCUACAAUUAUAUAAUGCAAACUUGUCUAAAUUGCAGCCAUGUAUAUUCUACGUUUUUUAUUUGUGCUCGCGAAUCUCAUUUAAAAGCAUAGUAAAAGUCACUGUGUUGCAACCCACAGACAGAUCUUGUGGGCAGGGUUCAACUGUAGCCCCACUGAGACACAAAUGGAAUAUAAAUGAAGGCUAAAGACACAACAUACGGGCCGCUCCCUUGAUGUGCUACAUUUGGUGGCUCUGCUGUCAGAUUUCAAAGAGCAUACCAGAUACCUCCUUGUGUGCUUUGUGUGCGAGAGUGCUUUCCUGCAAGUUAUACGGUAGAAUUUUUUUUCUUACCUGACGCUUCUGUAUCAGUGUUUUAUUAAGAUGGUGACUCACAUUAUGAGCACAGAAAUGUUCCUUUCGUACCUCUGGACAUUCGCAACCUGCACAAUUAUCAUCAUUAUUAUUAACAUUUGGAGGAAAUGCAGAAUGGCUUUGUUUCAUCUUAGUAUAGUGGCUGCCAUUGUACAUACCGAUGCGAUUUAAAAGCAGGCUCAUUCUACAGCAGGAAUGUUAACACAUGUUUGAGACACAAGCUUCAGACUGGAUUCUGAAUAUGUGCAUAUUGGGCAACUGUACCUCACUGUAUUUUGUAGGCCUGUAUAGCGGUGAUUUGAUUCAGUUUGGCUACAGAUGGCGUAUUGGCAUAUGUGUAUCCUCGGCUCCAUUCUUUGCUUACAAUGGAUGCUUCAGGCCUGAUGACAUUUCUUGAUUUGUUUGAAGCAAAGCUCCUUAUUGAAAAGGAUUAUCAUAUCUGAGACACCAAAUUGCAGGACAAGAAAAUGGACUGACCUUUUGGUCCUUUAAAGGUAAGCUGUUCUGUUUGAUAAACAAUGUUAAAAAAAAUGAAUGAAAAAUAACCUGGGUCUGUUUUAAAAGCUUUUUUAAAAGAGAGAAAGAACUAUGUUAAGCUCUAGAAAAAAAAAUUCGAUUUCUUUAAUACAGAAUAACGAGAAAACGUAUGUCAUUUUGUGUUUGUUUGUUUUUUCCUCUUUCAUUUUCCGAAUUGUUGGUUGUAUCUCCAGUAUGUGGUAUUAUCAAUUUGGGUAUUGUCAUUAAAUGUAAUUUUUUUCACGCAUUCA
Molecule: messenger RNA, 6414 nt
Organism: Notothenia coriiceps (black rockcod)
Lineage: Eukaryota; Metazoa; Chordata; Actinopteri; Perciformes; Nototheniidae
Product: leucine-rich repeat-containing protein 4B-like
Exons: 3
Coding region: 768-3008 (746 amino acids)
Biological process (GO): synaptic membrane adhesion; positive regulation of synapse assembly; regulation of presynapse assembly
Cellular component (GO): glutamatergic synapse; plasma membrane; postsynaptic density membrane
Molecular function (GO): signaling receptor binding
Source: RefSeq, a predicted model, not a curated record